This is a messenger RNA of Neoarthrinium moseri, 807 nucleotides long. RefSeq lists its product as uncharacterized. Gene Ontology annotation, molecular function: ATP binding; AMP kinase activity. The transcript has a single exon. Gene Ontology annotation, cellular component: mitochondrion; cytoplasm. The record is from RefSeq and is a predicted model, not a curated record. Gene Ontology annotation, biological process: nucleobase-containing compound metabolic process. Lineage: Eukaryota; Fungi; Ascomycota; Sordariomycetes; Amphisphaeriales; Apiosporaceae. Bases 1 to 807 code for a protein of 268 amino acids.
AUGCGCCUGCGCAAGGCAGCACGCGUCAUCCUCGUCGGCGCUCCGGGCGUAGGCAAGGGCACCCAAUCCGAGCGCCUGCUCGGCAAGUUCCCCCAGCUCACGGCCAUCUCGUCCGGCGACCUGCUACGCAACAAUGUCAAGAACCGGACCCCGCUCGGCAUCAAGGUCGAGAGCACCAUGAAGUCGGGCGGCCUCGUGCCCGACGACAUGAUCCUCCGCCUGAUCACCAACGAGCUCGGCCAGCGUGGAUGGCUCUCCGGCGGGCGCUCGAACGUCAUGACGCUUUCGUCGUCAGCCGUGGGCGUCGCAGAGGCGUACGAGGACCCCGACCCCUUCAUCGCUGCCAUCGAUAGGAACCCGGCUGCCGGGGCGACCUUGUCAGCCCAGGCGUCUGACGACCCGACUGCGUCAUUCUUGCUCGACGGGUUCCCCCGCACUGCGCCGCAGGCCGAGAAGCUCGACGACAUUGUGCCCAUCAACUGGGCUGUUUCGAUCAAGACUCCGUUCGAUGUGAUCAUGCAGCGGAUCUCAUCGCGGUGGGUUCACGAGCCCUCGGGCCGUGUCUACAACACCUCCUUCAACGCGCCCAAGGUCCACGGGAUCGACGACGUCACUGGCGAGCCCCUUGUGCAGAGGGCCGAUGACAACGAAGAAAUCUACCGGGCCAGGUUCCGGAAGUUCCAAGAGACGAGCGAGCCUCUGCUGGAGCACUAUGCAAAGAAGGGCGUCCUGUGGGAGGUUGAGGGCAUGAGCAGUGACGAGAUCAGCCCCAAGCUCUUCGCCGAGUUCCAGCGGCGUUUCGGUUAG